This is a messenger RNA of Symsagittifera roscoffensis, 1967 nucleotides long. RefSeq lists its product as uncharacterized. The record is from RefSeq and is a predicted model, not a curated record. NCBI's taxonomy places the organism in Eukaryota, Metazoa, Xenacoelomorpha, Acoela, Convolutidae. Gene Ontology annotation, molecular function: calcium ion binding. The transcript is spliced from 4 exons. Bases 769 to 1821 code for a protein of 350 amino acids.
AGAUGAAAAAUUGAGGGUUCAUUUUUUCGCUUAAUUUGUCUCCUUAGCAUUAUGCUUUAAAAAAGAAAAAUGUGAUUACUUACUCAAAUGGAAACGGUACGGUUACCCUUAGCACAAUAACUGAUGACGCACACAAAGUGAUGGUUAUGUUUAUCUGAAGUGGUCACAUAAUUGCUCGUUCAUUUAAUACUCAUUUGAAAUAUUGUUUGUAUUAUUUACGUCAAAAUAAUGUUUUUUUUUUACAAAAAGGGAAGUCAAUUUAUCGGAAAAAAUAUUGACGCGUUCUUAAGAAAAAUAGCUUACCCAAAUAUUCUUUUCAUGCCUAAUGGAAUGUGACAAUUGACAAAUUAACAUUCUCAUUGUUUUUUCAGCCUUACAGUUUUAUAAGCUUGUACAUUUUUCAAUUUGUCAGUUUUUACUUAAAUCUUAAAUCAAAAAGCUUAUUUAUGGUCAUUUGAAAGUCAGAUUAUCGCAUUACCUCCGCCCUUUUAAAAGAUUUUGCACCUAAUUUUCAAGUUCAAAUCGAUGCCAUUUCGAUCAAGCGUAAUCAUUCAGUCCUAAAAAGCUCACAAUUAAAUGUAAAAACUAGUUCAAACACUGCAAAUGCUUGAAAUAUAAUCACUUCUGCAAAGAUAACUGAACAAAACUGCUUCAGAAAGCUCCAAACAGCUUAUUUGGUCAAUUAUUUCAGUUACCAUUUGAUAUCAGAAUAUAGAAAGAUCCCCAAACCUAUUAUAAAUUAUAAUUAUUGGUAUUAAUCAAAAAAGCAUGGCAGAUUUGGAGGAUUUGCAGGAGAUAUUGGAGGCGUGUGUAAUGAGUGGGAUCUAUGAUGCCCCCCUCUGGAUGGAGGAGGAGAGGGAGAGACGGAGGCGGGUGGGGGAGGGAGAGCCAAUGGAGGGGGAUGUGGACUGCACUGUCACCUCGGAUGACAUCAAACAACUGGCAAGAUUAAUGAGAAUAGACAGCGCAAACCAAUCUCAGUUCGACCAAUCUGUGGACCAGAUGUACGCCAGGUGUAUUGACACCUCCACGGUCUCUUCAUUUUUACCCGCCUCCAUGAUUCCCUCCCCCACCAAAAAAACCUCAAAGACGACUGGGACCAACAAAAAAUGCGACGCAAAUAAAGGACACCACAAGGGAAAGCGUCACUCAGUUGCAGCAGAGUUAGUAGGAGAGAUUAACAAAAUGGGAGUCGGAACUUCAAGGUCAAAAGAGGAGGGGCAAAGAGGAGAGGUGGAUUUCCCGGAACUGCUUUGUGAGCUGGAGAGAAUGUUCCCGGACCCGGUUGAUUGUUUUGAUAUCGAGAGGGCAUUUUCUGUGCUGGAUGAGAAUAAAAACGGAAAUGUUUCACUAGAAGAGAUGAAGGAGGGCAUGGGUAAGUUUGCGAGGGAGAACAACCUCGUGCACUAUGUAGGAGGUGCGGCAGCUAGCCCCCCGUCACUAGGGGCAGUGGGGGGAAGAGUGGGUAAAGCGAAGCAGAGGAGGGGUCACGUGGAGACUCAGGAGGUGGAGGAACUGUACUCAUUCCUCGUCUCACAUCACACGAGUCAGGUGCAACUGCAGGAUAACUCUGCCAUCGUAAUCUCCCGCCGGAAUUCCAACCGAAGUCUGCUUGUUAAGCGCUCUACGGCCAGCAGCUUCAGCGACCUAACUGAGACGGUAGGAAAUGAACUAAUUCCGUGUAAUGGGACGCAAAAUGUAGCGAGCGGCGGAGGAGCAGGAGGAGGAGGUUCGGGUACGGGAUGCGCUAUUGAAGACGGGUUCACUAUAGAUGCCAUGUUGAGCACACUUGAACCACCGCCAGAUCAGAGACAAGUGUAGAGGCUGAACCCUAUGGACAUACCGAAAACAUAUCGAAUGGUAUCCUAAACUACCAGGAACAAACUAAUGGCUCGCUCUAUUUCACCAUUAUUACUCUUAAAUUUUUAUCAUCGGCAUGCAUAAUAAAUUUAUUCAAAAAAUAUCAA